UAUGAGAUCCGCACAAUACAAUGCUGCACGGUCACUGCAACCAAUAAUUGCACACACUGACUGAAAUACGAGGACAUUGAUCGCCCCUCCGUUUUCCUCUCUUCAACUCACCCCGCAACCUCUUUGAUUCCGAUGGGAAAAAAGAAAAACAAGCAACUGAAAGCAAUUGAGGAUUACAAGACCAAACAGCAGGUGUUCUUGUCGUGGAGCUGUCCCAGACAGGGCUGGUACAAGCUCAACGUGGAUGGGACAGUCCACAAGAGGAUCGGAGGAGGCGGUGUGAUUCGAAACGAACACGGCCAAUGGGUGGGAGGGUUUGCAGCCAAUUUUGGAAAGGGCAAAGCCAUUGAUGCCGAGCUUUUGGCUUUACUUACGGGGUUGGAGUAUGCCUGGAGUUCUGGAUGGUUCCCUCUUGAAGUGGAGACCGACGCGAUAAAGGCUAUACAGUUUUUGGUGAAUGAGGUUGAGGUGGACUGUAGUCACCCUCAGUUUGACUUGGUUAAGAGGUGCCAGGCUGUGCUUAGUCGAGACUGGAGUUGUAAUCUGCGUCAUGUGUAUCGAGAGCAGAACUGUGUGGCUGAUUCUUUGGCUAGACAUGGGCUUACAUUGCCGCCGGGGUGCCAUUAUUUUACUGAUCCACCUCCGCAUUGUGUUCCUGUGCUGGCUGAGGACCAGAGUGGUUUUGCUCGGCCGCGGUUUAUUACUCCUAAAGCAAUGCAGUACAGGAGAAUCACAAAUCAGAGUACGGUAACAGGGGAGAGUCAGAAAAUGAAAGAGAGUCGGGAGGAGGAGAGUCAGGAAGAGGAGGAUCUAGCAUCUGUGACUUUCAGAUGGAAAAUUGACAACUUCUCGGAGUUGAGCUUGAAGCAUUACUCUGAAGUUUUCUUCAUUGGUGAUUUUAAAUGGCGGAUCCUUAUUUAUCCAAGGGGAAACAACACAAAUCAUCUUUCCGUGUAUUUGGAAGUUCCUGAUUCUUCGGAAUUACCUGAUGGGUGGUCCAGAUAUGCGCAAUUCAGCUUAACCAUGGUCAAUCAAGUUAAUCUCUCCAAGUCAUUCACAAAGGGAGCUGUGCACGUAUUCAGUAUUCAUGAUAGUGAGUUUGGAUUCCAAUCCUUAGCGCCUCUAAUUCUUCUCCGUGACCAAAGAAAUGGGUUUCUUGUGAAUGAUACUUGUAUCAUUGAAGCCGAGGUUGGAGUCCGUAAGGCUGAAGCAAAGAUUUUAGCAGACACAAGUUCCAGCAUUUCUGCAUCUUUAGGGGCUACUUCAGAAGAGAGAAGCAGAAUUUAGAGUGAAAAAGAAUCUAUAUGGUAAAUAAUAAUGACUUAUUGUUUAUCCUCAGGAUUUAUGAGACAUACAUAAUUCUUAUGCUGCGAUGGGACUUCGGCAUAUGAUUGAUUGAUAAGAUCAAAAGUACAGUAAGCCGAUUUCUGCCUAGCCUCUUUGAUCAAAUGUAAAGCCUAUUUGACACCAGUUUUUCCUUCUA
Argentina anserina (silverweed cinquefoil) is the source of this 1483-nucleotide messenger RNA. RefSeq lists its product as uncharacterized. Gene Ontology annotation, molecular function: protein binding; RNA-DNA hybrid ribonuclease activity; nucleic acid binding. The transcript has 5 exons. Lineage: Eukaryota; Viridiplantae; Streptophyta; Magnoliopsida; Rosales; Rosaceae. The coding region runs from base 133 to 1287 and encodes 384 amino acids. The record is from RefSeq and is a predicted model, not a curated record.